Messenger RNA from Glycine soja, 1974 nucleotides. RefSeq names its product glucan endo-1,3-beta-glucosidase 2-like. The transcript is spliced from 4 exons. The coding region runs from base 307 to 1803 and encodes 498 amino acids. Gene Ontology annotation, biological process: carbohydrate metabolic process. Gene Ontology annotation, cellular component: plasma membrane. Gene Ontology annotation, molecular function: hydrolase activity, hydrolyzing O-glycosyl compounds. The record is from RefSeq and is a predicted model, not a curated record. Lineage: Eukaryota; Viridiplantae; Streptophyta; Magnoliopsida; Fabales; Fabaceae.
UAAAUUAUUAUAUAAAAAUGAAUAGAAGCUAGUAAAGUGUGUGUUUGCCUCAUUCCUCAGUCCUUGUCUUGGUUUUCUGCUACUUUUGCCUGUGAAAAUCCAAGACAUAGCAGAUAGAUGAUUCCUUAGCCAUUUGAUCUCUCUAACAGCCUUUCUACCUAUGAUACUAUCUUGAUCUUGCUCCCUCUUUCCUACGGCAUUCACCCCACCUUGUUGUUCUUUCCAUUUUUCUGACUUGCUCCUUUUUUCUCUCAAACACUUCAUUUCUUGAGUUUUUUCACCAAGUUUGUUAGGGAGAUUUACACAAUGGCCAAACACUUUCUUCUGCUUCUUUUUGCAGUAUGCGUUGUUGCUAUUGAUGAAGAACCAUUUAUAGGGGUGAAUAUUGGAAGAGACCUCUCAGAUAUGCCUCACCCCACUCAAGUAGUAGCACUACUUAAAGCACAGCAAAUUCGACAUGUUAGGUUGUAUGAUGCUGACCAAGCUAUGCUCAUUGCCCUUGCAAACACAAGAAUUCAAGUUGCUGUAUCUGUCCCUAAUCAAGAGAUCCUAGCAAUUGGUCAAUCAAAUACCACAGCAGCAAAAUGGGUUUCCCAUAAUGUGAUAGCACAUUACCCUGCCACUAAUAUAACAACUAUUUGUGUUGGUUCUGAGGUCUUAACUACCCUCCCCUAUGCAGCGAAAGUGCUUGUCAGUGCCCUUAAGUUCCUUCACUCAGCACUUGUUGCUUCCAAUCUUGAUCACCAAAUCAAAGUCUCAACACCCCUUUCCUCCUCCAUGAUCCUUGAUUCAUUCCCACCUUCACAAGCCUUCUUCAACCGCUCGCUGAAUCCGGUCUUGGUUCCAAUGCUUGAUUUCUUGCAAACCACUGACUCUUAUCUCAUGCUCAACAUCUACCCUUACUAUGACUACAUGCAGUCAAAUGGUGUGAUUCCAUUGGACUAUGCACUCUUCAAACCACUCCCUCCAAACAAAGAAGCCAUUGAUUCUAACACCCUUCUCCACUACUCCAAUGUGUUUGAUGCUGUGAUUGAUGCAGCAUACUUUGCCAUGGCUUUUCUUAAUUACACUAACAUUCCUGUGGUGGUGACAGAAACAGGUUGGCCAUCAAAAGGUGACUCCAAUGAACCUGAUGCAACAGUGGAAAAUGCAAACACUUACAACAGCAACUUGAUCAAGCAUGUGCUUAACAUAACCGGAACUCCAAAACACCCCGGAAUUGGUGUUAGUACUUUCAUCUAUGAGCUCUACAAUGAGGAUGCAAAGGCAGGACCAUUGUCAGAGAAAAACUGGGGCUUAUUUGAUGCAAAUGGAAAACCUGUUUAUGUUUUGCACUUGACAGAAUCAGGAGGAGUGUUGGCAAAUGACACCACCAAUCAAACUUACUGUGUUGCUAAGGAUGGUGCUGAUCCUAAGAUGCUGCAGGCUGGAAUAGAUUGGGCUUGUGGACCUGGCAAGGUGGAUUGCUCUCCUUUGCUGCAAGGACAACCAUGUUAUGAACCAGACAAUGUGGUUGCACAUGCAAAUUAUGCUUUUGACACUUACUAUCAUCAGAUGGGAAAGUCUACUCAGUCUUGUGAUUUCAAUGACAUGGCUACAAUCUCCACCACCAAUCCAAGUCAUGGAUCCUGUGUAUUUCCAGGAAGUCUUGGAAUCAAUGGCAGCUUCCCCAACGUCACGUUAUCAUCACUGAAUUCCACAAAUUCAGUUUCUUCUGCCUCCAAUCUCCAUAGUGGUGAAUUGGGAAUUAGAAGCCUUCUAAUGGUGAUAGUACUUCUACUAUGGGGAGUGGUUUUGCUAUAAACUUAUGAACGUCAGAAUAUGCAUUGUUUAUUUUAAAAAUUAGCGGUAGAUAAGAAGGCGAUGUUAUAUGCUAGUUGGGUUGCAUGCUCUCUUAUUUGCCCAUGCAAUUUUGUACAAUAGGAGCGGUAGCAACACUUUUUCUCAGGUAAUACAUUCCUUUUGACACAUUUU